GAGAGUUGAAUAGAGGAACUAGCAAAGAAAACACCUGACAGCACCGCUCUGUUUGUUGGACUACUCUGAAUUUGGUUGUUCCGUUAAGAGGUUUUCUGUGAGAAAAGCCGACAUUUGGCUAUGAGCAAGUUCUGGUUUAACUUCCCCUUACCUUUGGCUGCAUUAUACAUCACUGCAGUAUGUCUAAAUCAUGCAGCUUUGGCGGUACAGGUGACAUCCACAGGACCACAGAUGGUCAAGAAAGCUCAGGGGGAGAGUGUUACUCUGGGCUGCACAUACACCGUGGAUGCCUCAGAUGUCGGAGACCUGGACAUUGAGUGGACACGCGUCAGUCAAGACAUGACCCAGAAAGAUGAGAUGAUCUUAUCUUACACUGGAGGGAAACAGUACCAGCUAGGAAGCCCAGACCUGAUGAGUCGCUUGAAGUUUGUUGGCGACCCGAGCCGCGGCGACGCCACGGUCAGCGUUUCCAGCGUCAAGGUCUCGGACACAGCCACGUACCAGUGCAAAGUGAAGAAGACACCUGGCAUCGAUUCGAGGAAAGUCACUUUAGUAGUGCUGGUACGACCUUCGCCCCCUAAAUGCUGGGUGGAAGGUAGUGAGGAGAAGGGCGGAACCGUUUCGCUCCGGUGCAAAUCUUCCCAGGGUUCAUCUCCUCUAAAAUAUGCAUGGACAAAAGAAAGCGGAAACCUGCCACCAACCGCAACACAGAAUCCCCAGACUGGAGAGCUGCUAAUCAGAAACCAUAGCGAGAGCUACACAGGGAGGUACCUUUGUGAGGUCAGCAAUGAAGUAGGCACUGAACGAUGCACAUACGCCCUUCAAGCAUAUAACCCAACCAAUAAAGUGGGAGUGAUUGUGGGAGCUGUGAUUGGUGCAUUGCUGUUGCUGCUCCUCCUCCUUUUGCUGAUCUGGCUCCUGAUUUGCUGUUGCAACAAGAGGUGCUAUGAAAAAGAUGUUGCCAAUGAGAUCAGGGAGGACGCUCCAGCUCCAGAGAGUCACCCGGGAAGCCGUAACUCCAGCUUCCGUUCUGUACUGAAUUAUCACGUCCAUCCGGGGAUCCAUUACAGCUCGGUUGGCAAAGCCGAUGUCACACGGGCCAUAUCCGGUCGCAGCAGUACCCACACUGAACGCAGCAGAGGCCAAAGGGAAGCCAGCAUGCUUGCGUCUGAUCACAGGCCUCCGCUCAGAUAUGACAGCAGAUAUGGAUACCCCGUUUAACUACCGAUGUCCUGCCAGGGGACACAGCACUGAAAAGAUUAAACUCACUCAUAAGAUGCAAUACUGUGCAAGACCAUGGCAAGAUUGGAGGACAUUAAAACUGCACAGAAGAAUAUUCACAUUUGUGAAUAUUCCUAAAGUUCAGGAUAGAGAUCUGCUAAUAUAUGUGUAUAGUUGUGUUGAUGUAUUUUUGUAUGAUUGUUUUAUAAACAUUUAGGUGAAAUGUGGUCAUGGUAAUUUGAAUAUAUUAAACUA
Molecule: messenger RNA, 1476 nt
Organism: Sinocyclocheilus anshuiensis
Lineage: Eukaryota; Metazoa; Chordata; Actinopteri; Cypriniformes; Cyprinidae
Product: coxsackievirus and adenovirus receptor homolog
Exons: 8
Coding region: 121-1221 (366 amino acids)
Source: RefSeq, a predicted model, not a curated record